Molecule: messenger RNA, 3966 nt
Organism: Diachasma alloeum
Lineage: Eukaryota; Metazoa; Arthropoda; Insecta; Hymenoptera; Braconidae
Gene: TBCD
Product: tubulin-specific chaperone D
Exons: 3
Coding region: 401-3865 (1154 amino acids)
Biological process (GO): microtubule cytoskeleton organization; post-chaperonin tubulin folding pathway; tubulin complex assembly
Cellular component (GO): lateral plasma membrane
Molecular function (GO): beta-tubulin binding; GTPase activator activity
Source: RefSeq, a predicted model, not a curated record
UGGCAGACUAGUGCCACGCAUCUCCGACAAUAACUUUUAUCCUCCAUAAUAAUUACCAGUCAAAUCUUCAUUUACGAUCCCCUGAAUGCCACCUCUUCUCAUCCAGACCUGACACCGGCCAAAAACUAAUAGAAUUUUCAAUAGAAAUCCAAUAUAAUUUCCAGUCGAAUGCGAUUCGAGUGGUCCUCCCCACUCUCGUCCACCCAAACCCCAGCAAUCCCCACCCGUACAUGUGCGUCGCAACCCAAUGGAGCAAAAUCUGUCAAAAGUGUCCGUGUAACCCCAAAUAACCGAAAAAGCCCAUCUCCACCCGUAAAUCCUCGAGAUCGCGAAGCCCUCCCCCGGGUAAUGCCCCCGAGUGGCUCCUGCGCCCCCGAAGGAUCCCCCUAACCCCCGAAAAAUGGUCCUGAACGAGGGUCCGGAUGCGGAGAGCAUCGGCUGCGGCUUCAACGCCUUCGAGGAGAUCGAGGAAGUGAAGAAGCUCGUCGACACCCUGAACUCCCGGUCGGCGUCAGCGGUGACGAUCGAGUCCAACCGAGACCGCUUCAAGUUCAUCCUGUCGCUCUACCAGGAGCAGCCGCACCUCCUGGACCCCUUCCUGGACGACAUCCUGAGGCCGAUGCUGGAGCUCGUGAAGAACGACGAGGUCCCCGAGCCCACGAAACACAACACCUUCAAGUACAUGUUCCUCCUGAUGAACGUCAAGGGCUACAAGAAGAUAGUGACGUACCUCCCCCACGAGGUGAUGGACCUCCUGCCAGUGCUGCGACUCCUGGAGAAGCAGGACCCGAGGGACCUGGAGACCUGGGAGACUCGCUACGUCCUCCUCAUCUGGCUGUCGAUCAUCUCGAAGAUCCCCUUUCCCCUGUCGCGCCUGGAGACCUCGGAGAAUGUCGAGCCCUCCCGGACGAUCCUGGGGAGGAUCUUGAACCUCUGCAAGCAGUACUGCGUGGUCUCGGGCGCCUGUCCCAAAGCCGCAGUCUUCCUCAUCUCCAACUUCCUGACCCGGUCCGACGUGAAGAGCCUACACCUCGAGGAGAUGAUCAUGUGGUGUCUGAAGUCCCUGGGGGAGGAGCCGACGACCCACGGGCCCCUGGCCGUUCUCGCCUCAAUCCUCAAGCAUUCGGCACGGGAGGACAUCAAGCCCCACUGCCAGACCAUCUUCGAUAGCAUAACGAGACUGGAGCUCGGGAAAUCGGGCGACCUCGUCUGCCGGUACGAGAUGAAGGUCAUCCAGAGGAUCGGACUGAUCCUGCUGCGGCCGAAAUUGGCGGCCUGGAGGUACAAGAAGACGGGGCAGACGAUCAGUCUCCUUCAGAACUCGAGCAAAAUCCCUGUGGAGGCGGCCAAGGCCACCGUCGAGGAGGUCCCCAAUGACAGCGAUGAGGAGGACGUGCCACCCGUCACCGAGGAGAUAAUCGAGCACCUGAUUCAGGGGCUGAGGGACAAGGUCAUCACCAUCAGGUGGUCGGCAGCUAAGGGAAUAGCCCGGAUAACGUCUCGCCUCCCGGUGGACCUGGGGGACGAAGUCGUCGGCUUCGUCCUGAACCUGUUCUCGGGAAGGGAGCAGGACACCGCGUGGCACGGGGGCUGUCUCGCCCUUGCGGAGUUGGGGCGGAGGGGUCUCCUCCUGCCGCACCGUCUGCCGGACGUUAUCCCAGUGGUGCUGAGGGCCCUCGUGUUCGACGAGCCGCGGGCGUACGGAUCGAUCGGUCGCAUCAUCCGGGACGCCGCGUGCUACGUCUGCUGGUCCUUCGCCCGGGCCUUCGAGCCCCACGUCUUUCAGCCCCACGUCCAGCAGAUAGCCUCUACCCUCCUCAUCGUCACCUGCUUCGACAGGGAGAUCAACUGCCGGAGGGCUGGCUCCGCUGCAUUCCAGGAGAAUGUCGGACGCCAGGGGAACUUUCCCUAUGGCAUCGACAUCCUGACAGUCGCCGACUACUUCGAGGUCGGCGUCAGGAGCAAUGCCUACCUCAAGAUAAGCGUUCACAUCGCCCAGUACAAGGAGUACACAGUCCCCAUUAUCGAUCACUUGGUCCAGAGGAAGAUCGGCCACUGGGACACGGCCAUCAGGGAGCUGUCGGCCAAGGCCCUGGGGAAUUUGACCUUCAGGGACGUCUACUACAUGGUGGAGACUGUCCUGCCGACCCUCAUCGAUAACCUGGGGUCAGUCGACUUGAACGUUCGUCACGGCUCGAUCCUCGCCAUCGCCGAGAUCCUGGAGGCCCUCCACCAGCACUUCAACGAGAGCAUUGAAACGAUCAUCGGAGUCCCUGAGGUCGAGGAGAUCAAGAAGAUCGUCGGCACGUUCAGGGCGAGGGGGCAGUUCAGGGGACUUGGGGGCGAGCUGAUGAAGCAGGCCUGUGCGACGUUAAUCAACAAGUGUUCACAGGUGCAUUUUCCGGUUCAUGGGAGUGAGGUCGUCGGGGACUGGCAGAGGCUCCUGGAGGAGUGCCUCUGCCACGAGGUCGCUGGGGUCAGGCUCAAGUCCGCUGAGGCGCACACUCAUCUGUUCAGGGAGUACUACUCAGACGACGAGCGGAGGGAGGACAGGGAUGCCGUCGUCAGGCGGUACUUGGAGAAUCUCAGGUCCAGCCAUCAGACCGUGAGGAUUGGGUUCGCUGAGGCCCUCGGCUACUGCCCGACGUUCCUCCUCAAGGAGAGGUUCGAGGACAUUGUGUCCUCGCUCAUUCUCUGCUCGAGGAUCACGGAGGAGACGUCCAAGUGGGCCGAGAGCAGGAAGAAGGCCCUGCAGUCGUUGACGAUGGCCAUGCAGACGUUGGGGGUCAGGGAAGUCGACAUCUGGAGGGCGUUCGUUCCUCAGAUGUUCGGGUGCUAUCUUCUGGCGCUGAAGGAGUACACGAUUGACAGCCGCGGGGACAUCGGGGCCUGGGUCAGGGAGGCGGCCAUGUCCGGGCUUCAUGUCCUGACCAAUCUUGUGGCACAGGCCGAGGCUAACGUCUCGGAGAUAUUGAACGAAGAGAUGAUGACGGAGAUCGUCGGGGGGAUCGCCCAGCAGGCGGUGGAGAGGAUCGACAGGACGAGGGUCCAAGCUGGAAUGGUCUUCUGUGGCCUCCUCUACCGAGAGCCCAGACUGCCCAACAUUCCUCACCACCAGGAGCUGAGGGAGAUCUUCCCCAACGACGAGUGCAGGGACGACAUCGACUGGAAGACCGAGUCGCACACGUUCCCCAGGUUCAUCAGGAUGCUGGGAUUCCCGGAGUACGUGGAGCACCUCCUCAGGGGCAUCAUCUUCAGCGUCGGGGGCCUCAGCGAGAGUCUUGUCAAGUACUCCAGCGUCUCGUUGUUCACGUAUUUGAAUGGGCUGGAUGGGAACAGGCUCGAGGAACUCGUGGGGAGGAUCCUGGAUAUUUUUGAGGAGAGCCACAGGCAGGAGAGGAUGGUCACAGCCAUUCUCGCGUUUUUGGAUAGACUCCUGAGCUCUGGGUGUGUUCAGGUCGUUUUGGAUGACCCGGAGAGCCCGCUGCCCGAGAGGAUGCUGGGACUCCUGAAGAGGGAGCUCAAGUGCAUGAGCAAUGUCAAACAUAUUACUGCCAGCAUCAAGGUGUUCUCGCAGUUGCUGCAGGUCAGAGGAUCUGUAGGCAAGCAGGCAUUCACUCAACUGAGUAUUCUCCUCUGCAACAAGUUCCAGUGCAUCAGAAAAGUGACAGCAACUCGAAUAUACGAAGCCUUCACUCUCUACGGGGAGGACAUGGACCUCCCCGAGGAGAAUCUAUCGAACAUCCUGACCGAGCUCAAUGAAACCGACUGGGAACAGCCUGUGGAGACGACCAGACCUAAGCGAAAUCAUCUCUGCGAACUCAUGGGCGUUCCCAUUCCAGUUAUCAGGAAGAGGGCGACCUGAGGGUGACGAUUUCAUUAAAAAAUUAUGUAUUUUAGGAAUACAGUGCGGCUGAGGAAUUUUGUAAUUAAUUUCUAUCUCUUAUCAUUAAACGAACACACUUU